AUGGCCGGUUUCCAUGUCUUCUCUCCACGGCCCUAUGGGGAACUCAGGGAACCCUGGCUCGGCGAAGAACCGGAGUUAGAGGCCCAGCUGGGCUGGCCUGAGCCGCCUCUAAGCUCCUGGACCCGGACCCCCAGUGUCGAGACCCAGACCAGAGCACCCUGGGUGCCCUCGAAGUGUUUGCCCACCGGACGGUCCCGCCGGCGCGGGGAUAUGCCCUCGCCUCGAGAAAGCCACAGCCUGACACAUGUGGCCCAGAGACCGUCGGACAGAGCCAAGAAGCACAGGUCCGGCAGCGGGUACCUGGAAGAAGCUUUCGGAGAGACAUCGACCAAGCCCAGCAGGAACUGGCAGCAGCAGCCUGACCAGCCCUGCCCGCGCUACCGUGUGGCCCGGGGAGGUUCGCCCCGGCAGAGCCCCAGGGAAGCUUUCAACCGCCAGAAUAUUGGAACUUUGCCUGCAGAGAAGACACCGAGUGCAGACCGGUGGGCGGUACCGGAGGGCAGACCUGUAGACCUCUGCUCGCCUCCCUCGGUUCUCACGGACAAAUCCUCUGUGCCCUCCUUGCUGGAGUUUCAGAAGCAGCCCUGUGUGUGCUCCCACAAGAGGGGUAGUGGCGACCGGAUCGAGACCUUAGCCAACCAGUACAGCCGGCCAUCUGCCUCCUUCAAAGAGCUGAGUAGCCAGCCCUCCCGGGUCCUCAAGAGCAAGCUGGACGAGGCGGUGAUUUCUUCCAGGGACCAGAAGAUCAUAGCCCUGGUGCUGAGCCGGCUCAGGAAGGCCCAGAGGAUCCGAGAGCUGCAGCAGCAGGCAGCAGUCGCCUGGGAAGAGCUGAAGCUCUCAGACCAGGAAGUCCACAUGACCCUGGAGAGAGAGUGCAGGCUGUUACUGCAACAGAGCCAGGAACAGUGGCAAGGACAGGAGGAACUGCACAAGCCUGGCGGGGGCCAGGAGCAGCCUCGGCAGGGCCAUGAACAACCGGGUUCGUGGCAGGACUGCCAGGCAAAGAACGCGGUGCAGACGGAAAGUAAGACUCAGUGGACGGUGCGACCUGACCACCAGGAGAACCCAGACCUGGACAAGCUGGACAGGGUGCAAGCACAGGCUGAGCACCUCAAGCAGUGUCAAGAGCAGCGUCUGCGGGAGCAGGAGAAGAUGCUGCAGAGUCUGCGGGACUUGAACAGGAUGCAGAUGGAGAAGAGACUGCAGGCGGCCUGUUGCAAAAGGCAGCAGCAUAUGGCGGAGGAGGUGGGGAACGAAAAGAAGGUCCAGGAGAGCAAUCUGAGCUCACUCAUCAACUUCCAGGCCCGCAGGGUUCUCAUGGACUGCCAGGCCAAAGCGGAGGAGCUCCUCAGGAAGCUGUCGCUGGAGCAGCGUGGCCAGCGCUUCCAGGACAUCCAAGAGAGUCUGGUUAGGGAGAGGCACCAAGAGCAGCAGGAAAAGGCCCAGAGUGAGGAGGAGCAGUUCCAGAGAGCGGGGUGGUGGCCUGCAGAGGAGGCAGAGGAGGAGAGCAAGCGGGUUCUGGCAGAGCUGGCUCAACAGAAGAUCAGACAGACCAGGAGUCAUGCACAGAAGACCACCAAGGACAGGGCGCACCACCUGAGGGAGCUAAACAUCCUGAGGGAGAAGAACCAUCACAUCACGAAGCUGAAAGCGGAGAAGGAGGAGAAGAGUCACAUUGAGGGCAUCAAAGAAGCCAUCAAGAAGAAGGAACAAAGGGUCGAGCAGAUGACCCCGAGGAAAGAUCCCAUCUUCCAGGAGUACCAGAAGGUUUCCCCAACCUCCAAGACAAACCAUUGCUUUGAUCCGAUGGCAGCGGAGGCCUACCUGCUCUAG
Molecule: messenger RNA, 1833 nt
Organism: Psammomys obesus (fat sand rat)
Lineage: Eukaryota; Metazoa; Chordata; Mammalia; Rodentia; Muridae
Gene: Ccdc185
Product: coiled-coil domain containing 185
Exons: 1
Coding region: 1-1833 (610 amino acids)
Source: RefSeq, a predicted model, not a curated record